CUCGCGGCCAUCUGGGUUCAGGGACGAAAAGUACCCGGGACCCGAACCACUGCGGAGUUUGGCGAGCGCGAGGGGAGUUCAGACGGGGGCAGGAGUUUCAAUACUCUAACAAGUUGUGUCGUUGUUGUGUGUUGUUGUUUACGCUUUUAUGAAAUGAUCGAACCACCGAUUGAUCCUCUGAAGACUGAUCCAGAGACUACUGAAGAAGAGGUCUCGAGGCCCGAAAAUUAUCCUGCAUCUAGUACCGCAGAGUUCAGCCAUGAAGAACUAGUGAAACUGACUAAGGAGGCAAUUAACAAGAUCAUCGAGAGCGAUCCAUUGUUUGUAGGAAUUCCAGCAGAUGCUACUGUUGAAGAAAUCAAGUCUCAGUCGGCAGUUGCUCGAGGUCAAGCAAUAACGCUUUACUUGAACAGGGGAGAGCUGCCCAGGCUCUCUGUUGUGGUUCCACCUCAUGAUACGACAGUUCUUGACUUGAAAAAAGCAAUAAAACGACACACAAUAUUAGCUCUCAAGCGAGAAAAAGUCAAGAGAAAAAUCAGCUGGAAACACGUAUGGAAAAAGUACAACAUCUGCUUUGGGAACACCCAAUUGAUCAAUGAUGAUGAAGACAUAAGGAACUAUGGAGUAACUAACAAAGUCGAACUAUAUUAUGCCAAAAAGAGAAGAGAAAAGAAUAAAGGAGUUAAAACUUAGGUAUACAAUAUACAAUAUGCUCAUCUAAACAAACAUUAUAUCAAUACCAGAACUUGUUCAUACAUGAACUACAUGAUUGUUCUGAGUUUCGGAUACUAUCA
Molecule: messenger RNA, 794 nt
Organism: Athalia rosae (coleseed sawfly)
Lineage: Eukaryota; Metazoa; Arthropoda; Insecta; Hymenoptera; Athaliidae
Product: U11/U12 small nuclear ribonucleoprotein 25 kDa protein-like
Exons: 3
Coding region: 154-693 (179 amino acids)
Biological process (GO): mRNA splicing, via spliceosome
Cellular component (GO): U12-type spliceosomal complex
Source: RefSeq, a predicted model, not a curated record